This is a messenger RNA of Penaeus chinensis, 712 nucleotides long. RefSeq lists its product as uncharacterized. Bases 184 to 531 code for a protein of 115 amino acids. The record is from RefSeq and is a predicted model, not a curated record. The transcript is spliced from 4 exons. Lineage: Eukaryota; Metazoa; Arthropoda; Malacostraca; Decapoda; Penaeidae.
CUCUCUCUCGCCUGGUUUACCGGUAUUAAACGCGUUCGCAUCAGUUCAUAUAAACACGAUCUCAAACGUCUGAGCUUCAGUACAGUUCGUGCAACCAUCACUUUAUUUUAACCUGUGUAUAAGACUUAGUUAUAUAUUUGUACGUGUGUCAAGAAUUCGAUAACUUCAGCACUCGCCUAAGACAUGUACAUCCCGGAGUAUUACUAUUACAUUGCCGGAGGCGUACUUGCCCUUCUCGCGAUUCUCAUAUGCUGUUGUAAGAAGAAGGAGAGGCCGCCUCAGGAGCAGAGGCAGGUGUUGCGGCGCCCUUCGACGCUCGAUCUCCAUGGAUAUACCGUGAGAGACGCCAAACUAUUGACGGAAGAGUUUCUCAGAAGCCACAGACAUCAGGAGGUGCGAAUAAUCACCGGGCGAGGAAAGCACAACCCGUACGGCGAUGCUCCAAUCAAACAUGCCACUAUUAAGGAUUUAAAUCGCAUGGGACUCACCUUCCGUUACGAAAAUGAAGGCUGCCUAUUGGUCAAUGCUUGAUAAGAGUUCUAGCCGCGGUGAACGUGGAGACAUUGCUUUUUUUCAUGCCAUUUUUUAUUGAAAACAAUAAUAGUAUCAUGUUAACAGUUGGAAUGAAAGCUAUAUAGACAUACAUACAUACCAUUGAUUAUACACAUACCUGUAUACAUCGACUGUAUUUAGAAUAAAGGAAAACAAUAUA